CUUCCAGCUUCUAAACGAUUCCCUCCGUAGUGACUAUAAUUUGUGCAAUGGAAAAUUCCACAAACACCUCCAAGACCUGUUUGCUCCACUUGUUGUUAGAUAUGUCGAUCUGAUGGAGUCCUCAAUUGCACAGUCAAUUCACAGGGGCUUUGAGCGGGAGUCAUGGGAGCCAGUAAAGAGUUUAACAAGUAAUCUGCCCAAUGUGAACCUACCAAAUGUGAAUCUCCCUAAAGUACCAAAUCUACCAGUUAACAUCCCGCUAGGCAUCCCACAAAUGCCUAGCUUUUCUGCACCGUCAUGGAUGGCUGCUAUUUAUGAUUCUGACAAUGGAUCAGGCACCUCAGAAGAUCUGUUCUGGAAACUCGAUGCCCUACAGACCUUCAUUCGGGAUUUGCACUGGCCUGAGGAGGAGUUUGGAAAACACUUAGAGCAACGCUUGAAGCUUAUGGCGAGUGACAUGAUUGAGUCCUGCGUGAAAAGAACCAGGAUUGCAUUUGAAGUAAAGCUGCAGAAAACCAGCCGAUCAACAGAUUUCCGAGUCCCUCAAUCAAUAUGCACCAUGUUUAAUGUCAUGGUGGAUGCCAAAGCUCAGUCAACAAAGCUUUGCAGUAUGGAAAUGGGCCAAGAG
Phaethon lepturus (White-tailed tropicbird) is the source of this 628-nucleotide messenger RNA. RefSeq names its product calcium-dependent secretion activator 1-like. The transcript has 5 exons. Gene Ontology annotation, biological process: dense core granule exocytosis; synaptic vesicle exocytosis; positive regulation of exocytosis. The record is from RefSeq and is a predicted model, not a curated record. NCBI's taxonomy places the organism in Eukaryota, Metazoa, Chordata, Aves, Phaethontiformes, Phaethontidae. The annotation marks the transcript as partial. Gene Ontology annotation, cellular component: glutamatergic synapse.